AUGGGGCUGGGCUUAGCGUCCACUUUUAUGCUUACAGGGGGGGUUGUCGUGGUGGGGUGCGUGUGCGCCACCUGCGAGGGGAAGGACUUAAGGGGUGGGGCUCCAUGGGGCGUGGUUGGGGUUCCCCAAUAUAAGGGCUCUCCGGACCGCUCCCCCGCGGGUCAUGGCGGCUGCGGCGCUGUUGCUGUGCGUAUUGUCGCUGCUGCUGUUGCUGCUGUGCUGUUGUCGCUGUCGUCGCGGCGCGGCGAUGAGCGCGGCCCGCGCUGGGGCGCGCUGCAGCUGCUGCACCCGCAGGGGGCGCUGCACUUGAGCCGCCUGGCGCGGCGGCACGGCCCCGUGCUGCGCCUGAGCUCGGGGGGCCGCGGUGAGUGCGGGACCCCCAAAACUGACCUCACCCGUACUGCCGGGGACCCCACAGUCCCCCAAACCCUCCCUCUCUGCUCCCUAGGGACUCUCCGAACCCCCAAUCCUGCCGUUUCCCCCUGCCGUAGGGACCUCCCCAAACUUCGGACCUCUCCUCAAAUCCCCCAAACCUUUCCUGGGGCCCAAAUCCCCCGAUGCUCCCCCCAGAAUCCCACGCCAGGACUCUCCACUUGGUUUGGGAUCUUCCCCAGUUUUGGAGUACCCCCCCCCCCCCAGCCCCUCCUCUUCCCUGCAGACGUGCUGGUGGCGAGCUCGGUGGCGACCAUCCGUGAGGCGCUAGUCCGGCACUGGGGGGACUGGCUGGGGCGCCCCAACAGUUAUCUGGGGUCGCUGGUGUCACGGGGGGGCCGGGACCUGGCACUGGGAGGCCCCUGCCCUGGCUGGCGGCUGCAGCGGGGAGCAGUACGGGGGGCACUGGCACGGGCUGGGGGGCACCUCGGGCCCCUCCUUUGGCUGCAGGGCCAGGAGUUGUGUGAGGAGCUGCGUUCCCAUGGGGAGGCCCCCCUGGACCCCUUUGAGGUGUUCACCUUCCACACCUGCAGCACCAUCGCACGCCUCCUCUUUGGGGACCUGGUGCCCCCUCCAGGGGAGCUCCGGGCCUUCUCCCGCUGCCUGGGGGAGCUGCUGCAGGUUUGGGGGCACAGCAGUGUACGGGUGCUGGACCUGCUACCCCUGCUGCGGGCCCUGCCCAACCCGGGACUGCGGAAGCUGCUGCGGCUUGUUCAGCACCGUGACACUUUUGUGGAGACCCAGAUCCAGCGGCACCAGGCAUGCCCCUCCCCUCCCCCAGACACAGUUCUGGGGGCACUGCUGGGGUGUAAUUCUGGGGCACGGGGGGGCCCUCUGAGCCCCCCCCGGCUGCACAUGGCGCUGGUCGACCUGUUCAUUGGGGGCACCGAGACCACGGCGGCUGCUCUGGGCUGGGCUGUGGCCUUCUUGCUGCACCGGCCCGAGCUGCAGGCACGGCUGCGGGCAGAGCUGCGGGGGGCACAGGGACCACCUGGGCCAGGGGACAUGGGGCGCCUGCCCCUUCUUCAGGCCACCAUCAGCGAGACCCUGCGGCUGCGACCCCCUGCACCCCUGGCGCUGCCCCACUGCGCCCUGCGGCACACCAGUCUUGGGGGACUCCCUGUAGCGGCCGGCACUGUCCUGGUCCCCAACCUGCUGGCAGCCCAACAGGACCCUGACAUCUGGCAGCACCCUGAGGUCUUCCUGCCUGAGCGGUUCCUGUCCCCGGGCGCCCCCUCGCGGUCGCUGCUGCCGUUCGGCUGCGGGGCGCGAUCGUGCCCGGGGGAGGGGCUGGCGCGGGCCGAGCUCUUCGUGUUCCUGGGGCUGAUCCUGCGGGAAUUCCGUCUGGUGCCGGGCCCGGAGGGACUGCCGGGGCUGAAGGGGUCGCCGGGCACGGUGCUGCGCUGCCCCCCCUUUCGCCUGCGUAUGGUGCCCUGCCAGCUCCCGGGCUCAUCCUGACCCUGGCCUGACUCCACUUGACCACUUUAUUACUUUUCUGAACACUCUGUGACUCACCUGAGAUUUUUUGACCUUUCCUGAAUACACCUGACUUCACCUGACCCUGCGUGACACUGUCUGAACCUGGCUGACCGUGACCCCCUGAUUGACCCCACCUGACCUCGGCCUCACCCCUGCCAACCCUAUGCCUCACCUUGACACCGGCUAUGACCCCAGCUGUGACCCUACCUAACCCCAUCUGACCCUGCCUGAACCCCGCGUGACUCCAUCCCAACUCACCUGACACCUGACUCCGCCUGAUGCCUGGGUGCCCCCAUUCAACACCCCAAAUGCCUGGGUCUCCCCCCGAUGCCAGGGUCAAUGCAGUGUGGGAGAACCCCAUUUACCUCCUCCUAAUAAAAUUUGUACUUUUGACUCCA
Messenger RNA from Serinus canaria (Common canary), 2309 nucleotides. Its product is annotated as steroid 21-hydroxylase. Gene Ontology annotation, biological process: hormone biosynthetic process; progesterone metabolic process. The transcript has 9 exons. NCBI's taxonomy places the organism in Eukaryota, Metazoa, Chordata, Aves, Passeriformes, Fringillidae. Gene Ontology annotation, molecular function: iron ion binding; heme binding; steroid 17-alpha-monooxygenase activity. The coding region runs from base 1 to 1890 and encodes 629 amino acids. The record is from RefSeq and is a predicted model, not a curated record.